GAAGGACAAGGAAGUACUGCAGUCAGAUUUGAGCAACACUGCCAACCUUUAGUUCAGUUUUCUUCAAAUGUUUUAUCAGGCUUGUUUGGAACGAAGCAGACCAGCAUCGGAUUUCUGCAAGAACAUGGCUUUUAUUUUGAAGCCGGGGUCAUUCCUCCCAGUCUCGUCGAUCUCUGGUGGAGGCAGCGACCGCUCAGGACCGUGGGAGGGUUAGUCUCGUUUCAACCGUGGACGCGAUGAGGCUCCGUUUGGCCGGAGCCGUGCUGCUGUCGGCGGCCGCCUACUACGUCUACCUGCCGCUACCGAGCGGCGUGAGCGAGCCGUGGAAACUGAUGAUGCUGGACGCGCUCUUCCGGAGCUUCAUGCAGGCGAGUGACGUAGCUCAUGCAAUGGGCGUGUGCCACCGCGUCCACCUGUUGAACCGGGUGGUGUCCUGGGUGGAGGUGAUUGAGGCUCGCUCCAGCCCCGCCGUGAACGUCACAGACUCCGCGCUGGGAGGCAUCCCCACCCGGGUGUUUCAUCCCAUCAGAGGGGAGAGGCUGAAAAGAGGAGUUAUUUAUUUCCACGGUGGCGGCUGGGCCCUCGGCAGCGGACGAAUGCGCUCCUAUGACCAUCUUUGCCGGAAGAUGGCGGAGGACCUGGAUGCUGUCGUUAUGUCAGUUGACUACCGUCUUGCUCCAGAGGCCGUGUUCCCAGAUCAGUACCAUGAUGCAAUAGCGGCGUCACGGGCCUUCCUGUCCACUGAGGUUUUAGAGCACUACAGCAUCGAUCCAGAGAGGGUGUGUGUGUCGGGAGACAGCGCUGGGGGAAACCUGGCUGCCGCUGUGGCACAAAAGCUCAGCUCAGACGACACCCUGAAGGUGAAGUUCAAGGCCCAGGCGCUGAUCUACCCCGUGCUGCAGGCGCUCGACUUCCACACCCCAUCCUACCAGCAGAACCAGGCCGUGCCCAUCCUCUACAGGCCCGUCAUGGCUCGCUUCUGGUUGCAGUACCUGGGUGGCAACACCUCCCUGGAGCCUCUCCUGCUCGCCAACAACCACAGCUCUCUGGACGAGUCGGGCAUCAGCGCAGAGACUCGCUCGAAGCUGAACUGGACCGCUUUGCUGCCGGCUGAGCGGAGGAAGCACUUCCGGCCGGUGCUUAAAGAAACCGGGUCACCUGGUGUGGUGGGCGAGGUGCCGGGGCUCACAGACGUGAGGGCGUCGCCGCUGCUGGCGGAGCAGGGCGUUCUGGGUAGGACGCCUAAGGCGUACGUGAUGACUUGUGAGUUUGACGUGCUCAGGGAUGACGGGUUAAUGUACGCCAGACGUUUGCAGGACGCUGGCGUCACGGUGACCAGUGACCACUAUGAGGACGGCUUUCACGGCUGCAUGGUGUUUGCGUAUCUGCCGAUGAUGUCGAGCGUGGGACGGAGGAGCAUGAACAACUACAUCCGCUGGCUGGACCAAAAUCUGUAGGAAAAAACCCCCCAUAGUUUCCACUUUGUGGUAUGAAAGACGUACUGGGGCAGAAAUCUGGGAUGACUAGAGGAAAAAAAACGUGAUCAUAGCUGUUAAAACAUCCCAGCUUUAGCCAAGAAGGUCAAAGGUUGGAACCACUGUGUCGAUGCUGCUUUGGACCGGAGGCGUCUGUUUAGCACAUUAAAGUUUAAAACCACUGGACCUAUAAAUCUACAAUCAAACACGCCACCGCACAUCCUCAGUGUGUCCUGACACCAAAACGUCUUCAAACAACUGUGACCAAAGAAAGUUUUUAUAUAGAAAUAUCUAUAUAAUUAAUGGCAAACUUAUAAAGACAGGUUUUAUACUUAUUACUUUUAUUUAUUAGUUUUAAAAGAGUAGAAAACUACAAACAUAAAUAUAUAAGAAACUUCUUUAUACAAAAAUAAUUGCUGAAAACCCCUAAAGCUUAAAACAUGGUGCCAUAGCAGCAUAAAACACUCUUGUGAUUAGCUGGCAGGUGAUUCAUUAAAACAAAUGGCUAACCCUGCAGCAUUUUGGGCCCACAGUAUAAUUACUGCUGUGAUGCACAUCAUCACUGCCAGAUGCACAGCUACACGGCGGUAUUUUUGCUCCAUAGCUCCGCCCAUAAAAGUCAAAAGUCAAACCUGGUUUAAAUUGGGCUGAUCUAACCCUUCAAGGUCGCCUCCUCAGGCAGCGAUUGGUUAGAUUGCUCCCCAGGAGUCCAAUUUUGACCAUUUGGACUUUUCUGCAAUGCUCUCUGGAUCUCCUCCACUAUGUUAAAAUGGGGAUCUUAGAACUUGAAUGGUGUUGUGUAGGGUGGCUGAUGAUUAAAAAACCCCAAACCAUGUGGCUACUCAAAAAAUGGUUUUAAAUGCUUUGAGUCAGCACAGUUGUAACCCUCAGAUACCUCAGGAGAUUAUCGUAGAGUUUGCUUGAUUACAGUCUGCCACGGGGGAGAGAUUCAUGGUGUAUAACCCUGUGAGUGUUGUAAAAAAUGAUAAGCUUGCUCCUGUGUGUGGUUUCAACUUCCACUAAAACCGUUUAAUUUCUGAGUCGUAGCUUAAAACCUUGUCGUACGCCACUUUGUAGCUGAUGGUUGGUGAUUAGGGGAUAUUUCAGGCUUAAUUUAUCCUUCUAAUGUCAGCCGCAGUCAGCUGUAUCGUUAGUAACCACUUUAGUCACUCACCUCAAACUAAAGAUGCAUUUAAAUCUAGACCUGCUAAUGUGCAAACUUGUGAAUUUCACUGACAUUUUCUCAUCUCUGGUCACCGCAUCCCUGCUAGUUCUCAUCUUAAUACCUGAUCUCAGUGAUGAGCCUCGCUAAGAAGUACAAAUCAGUUAAAUGUGAAUCAAAGGUUUGAUAUUUAUCAUAAUCAGGUAUGCUUUUUGAUUUUUAUUAGCAAAGUUCCUCUGAAAACAAUUUUUUUCUGUGUUUCUCUGGAAAUAUAAAAUAUACAUAUUAACACUCAGAUUUGAGAAAACACUGGAUACUAAAUAAUGAAUUAUUAUUAUUGUUGUUGUUAUUUUUUUAAACACAGCCAAGGUGGGAAAAAAGACAAAUCUACAUACUGGAGAAAAAACGUUUUAUUUAGUGUAAGAAGAAGUGCAAGAAGAAACGACGCAGCCACAGCUUAACUGUGCUGAAGGAUAAUCUGUGGCUUACUUCUAAAAUUUUCUGCCAUCAGAAGCAUUUUCUCUGGGUCGUUUUAACCCUCAGAGGUCUAAAUAUUCUAGCUGCCCUGCUCCCAAUCUAAACCCUGUAUUUUGCAGAAUAAACAAACAGGACUUCUGUGAAAAGAAAUGAAACAGUUUUUCUUGAAUGUCAGACCGUUUACUGCGUUUUUCUCCCUUGAUUGCCGUGACUUAGUCAUUUUUAAAAGCAAAAAUCACAUGUUCUGAUGGCUGAUAACUUAAACCUCGCAGGUUUGAUUACAAAGUGACGUCAUUUGCUGCAAAUUGUUGUUUUGCAGCAGGAAGUUUGACUUUUGGGUGACAUUCAGGACUGAAAUUACUGAAAACAUUCGAUUUUAAAUCCCCAUUUUCAGCAUAAUUAUGAAGAGAAAUGACAACAGGCCCAGCUGGCCCGUAGUAUGGCUCAAAGUUCCUCAGAUAUGAUGUUUUAUGAUGUAACGAGACACUGAAGACACACACACACAAAACCAGACAGUCGGGCUCAGUGUGUGUGUUGUAAAAGUAUGUCAGAGUUCACAGCUGUGUAUACUCACUGGGUUGUGCAAUAAUGUAUGUCUCAAACUGUCUCUCAAUCUCUGUAACUUCACUCUCAGAUGACCACUGGACCACGGGGCCAAUGCAAUGAUGAACGCUGUGAAUUAUUAUUUUUUAAACAAGAGUAAAAUUACUCUAUCGCCACGAGAGAAUCGGUCCCAAGCGGAAUAUCACGUUUCCUGCUCGCCCGGUGCUGCUGGCUCAAAACAAAUAUAAUGAACUGACGGCGGUGAAUGACUCGCUGUUGGCGUUCAGCCAGACUGUAGCAGGAACGCCGAGCUGAGGGUGGUCAUUACACCCCUCGCAUUAUUCCACAAAAAUGUAAUUUUCUUUCUCUCCUUUAAAGGAAAUGAUUCCAGACGUCUUAUUUCUAACAUGUGGCUUUUAUUCACGUACAUGUAUAAUGGUAUAACUCAUCUAUAAAUUAGACAUGCGGGCUUGCAGAAAAGUAAGUCUGAGUGCUGUCAUUUUAAUUCUGUAUGUGAAAUUAUGCGUUUAAUGGGUUCACAUUGUAUAAAUAAGGUUUUAAUGCGAGUCGGGUUAUGCAACAGGUUGUUUCAGGCGAGCAGAUAUGGAAAACUGGGCCCAGAUGUGCUCCUGCAGUGCUGGUAAAUCUCGCAAAGGAGCUGUUUUAUUGGCUGCUGUCACAACUGUGCAGGGAGGAUGAAGAUGUUUCCUUUUAUGUUAUCUAUGUUUUUAUUUCCAUUCUGCGCUGUAUGUUUGUUGUAAUCUGGGUUUUAAUUUUCUGUCCGUGCACGUGUCAGUGUGGGAGACCCGUGACAUUCCUGGAUAAGUUUUUAAGCUGUGAUUACAAGGACAAAGGAACUGCAGGCGGUACUCAGCAGCACCGGGUAGAAGAGCAACAUAAUGGUUUAUCUACAUCUGCUGUUAUUCAAAAAAAGCCAAGAUCCAGACCCAUAAAUCAUUUAUAACUGUACUGAUGUUGAUAUGACUGCAGCUGAAACGAGGUUCAGGUUUUGGUAACACUGUGCUUUAAUUAAAAGUCCUGCUGAGCAUGUAAAAGCAGCAUAAAGAUGAUAUCAAACAUACUCCAGUAUUACUGUCAGAGUGCUUUUUAAACUGUUUUUUUCUGGUAUAUCCCUCUUCAGGUGCUGUAUCAAGUUCACAACCCAUAAAUUCUUUUGACCAUUAAAGGUACUGUACUGUGCAAAA
Molecule: messenger RNA, 4862 nt
Organism: Oreochromis aureus
Lineage: Eukaryota; Metazoa; Chordata; Actinopteri; Cichliformes; Cichlidae
Product: neutral cholesterol ester hydrolase 1-like
Exons: 6
Coding region: 237-1457 (406 amino acids)
Cellular component (GO): membrane
Molecular function (GO): carboxylic ester hydrolase activity
Source: RefSeq, a predicted model, not a curated record